CUUACUCGGCUGAGCUUGAAGGAUCAAAACCCUAUUUGCUUCAAAUCUCUCUAAUGGCUUAAACCCUUAACAGGCAACUAAGAGAAAGAAGAAAAGAAGUCAUCUCUGUCAUGGCAAUUCCUGCAGUUCAAGGCCUCUCCUCCAGAUCCCAAUUCAUCUUCGUUUUCCCUCUCCCUUAUUGCUUCAACAAGGUUCGUAAUUGCAGCUCCGUUGCGGCGGUUAAGUGGCUAGCUGGACAUGUAAAUGAUUCCAGGGAAGAAAAUAAUUGUCAGAGAAAUUAUUCCGAUGCUCAAGGAGGUGGGUAUAAAAAUACAUCUGAAUGGAAAAAAUUGAGUUCGAAGGAGCUCGGAAUACAGACCUCAAUGAUCUCAAAAUCUACUAGGUCGGUCCUCAAUGGCCUUAAGCGAAGAGGAUAUGAUGUCUACCUUGUGGGAGGUUGUGUUCGUGAUCUUAUUUUAAAGAAAAUUCCUAAAGAUUUUGAUGUGAUAACAUCGGCUGAGCUUAGUGAGGUGCUGAAAACAUUUCCACGAUGUGAAAUAGUUGGAAGGAGGUUCCCCAUAUGCCAUGUGCAUGUUGAUGAUGUAAUCAUAGAGGUUUCCAGUUUUACUACCAGAGGAAGGAAGUUUGGAUGGAAUCCAUACAAUGGUGUACGAAGGCCUCCAAGAUGCAAUGAUGAUGAUUUUGUGCGCUGGAAAAAUUGCUUAGGAAGAGAUUUUACCAUAAAUGCAUUGAUGUUUGAUCCAUUUACAAGAAUAAUAUAUGAUUACUUGGGUGGAAUGGAAGACAUUAGAAAGGCUAAAGUACGAAGUGUGAUUCCGGCAAGCUCUUCAUUCAUGGAGGAUUGUGCACGCAUCUUGCGUGGGGUGAGGAUAGCUAGCCGUUUGGGAUUUCGCUUUUCCCGAGAAACCGCACAUUUUGUAAAAGAAUUUGGGUCUUCACUGUUAAGACUUGACAGGGGAAGAAUACUAAUGGAAUUGAAUUAUAUGCUGGCAUAUGGGUCUGCAGAAGAUUCACUAAGACUGUUGUGGAAGUUUGGAAUACUAGAAAUUGUUCUACCGCUGCAAGCUGCUUACUUUGUUUCCCAAGGUUUUAGAAGGCGCGAUAAGAGAUCUAACAUGCUUCUGUCAUUGUUUUCCUGCCUGGAUAACCUUCUGGCACCCGACCGGCCAUGCCACUCUUGUUUGUGGAUUGCAAUCUUAGCAUUCCACAAAGCCUUGGUGGAUAGACCUCGGAAUCCAUUGGUGGUUGCUGCAUUUAGUAUUGUUGUAUAUACUGGUGGGUCAUCUUCUGAUGCGUUGGGCAUAGUCAAGAAGGUCUCACAAUUACACGAUACAAGAUUUGCUGAGCUGUCUGUAGAUCACAGUCCGAAUUCAGAUGAAGAACUACUGGAUGAGGUCAUGGAUCUUGCAGUUGAUGUAAAAUGUACACUACAGAAGAUGACAGAUGAAUGCUUUGUUUCUAGAGCACUAAUUAAGUAUCCACAAGCACCACCUUCCGACAUGGUGUUCAUAUCACCCGCACUAUCACAGAAGGUGUGUGCAAUAUUUGAGUGUGUUCAAUGGGGAAAGGAUGGGGGGCAUUCCCAAAAACAAAGCAGCGAGAUUGAUUAUGGAGCCCUUGCAUUAGGGAGGCUAUAUGAAGUUAGACAUGUAUUUGCUAGGGUGGUUUUUGACACGGUAUAUCCCCUGCAACUCGAACAUGACACUUCCACAAACUCAAAUCUUGACGCACCAGAAUCAAGGGAAAAUGAGUAGGGCUGAAUCACACGUGGCUGAAAUUCUAGAAAACCGUGACGCUCUUAAAUACAGUCACAAUCAUCCAACUUGUGAGUAUUGCGAUAGUUGUUCCAACCUUGGCAACAUCCCAUUUUUUGUUCACACUGACAUGAGAGAGCCUUGGGCUCAUGUACAACAACAACAGCCUUGGGCUCAUGUGUGAACAAAAAAUGGGAUGGGGGCAAAGUAGCUUUUUUCUUCAGAUUAUUGUGCUAUUCAGGCCCAAGAAUGAGCUUAAUGUAUGACAUUGCUCUAGUGUUCUUUGCAUAGCCAAGGUUUUGAUAAGUACUCUUUCUGUCCCAAGAAAAGAAAGAUUUGUAAAGUUGUGUUACUAUUAGAAGCGUUACCUUUUUGGACCGAAGUAUUUCAUUUGGAAAUUGUAAAUGGUAAACAUUAUCAUCUGCCCAAUACACUGAUGCUUCACAGAAUAGGUGAGCAGUAAAGAUUGAGGACAAUA
This is a messenger RNA of Cuscuta campestris, 2232 nucleotides long. The record is from the annotation of a GenBank genome assembly. Lineage: Eukaryota; Viridiplantae; Streptophyta; Magnoliopsida; Solanales; Convolvulaceae.